Molecule: messenger RNA, 1710 nt
Organism: Aspergillus nidulans FGSC A4
Lineage: Eukaryota; Fungi; Ascomycota; Eurotiomycetes; Eurotiales; Aspergillaceae
Product: putative flavin containing polyamine oxidase
Exons: 5
Coding region: 1-1611 (536 amino acids)
Molecular function (GO): oxidoreductase activity
Source: RefSeq, a predicted model, not a curated record
AUGCAUCUCGCAACGCUCGCUACUCUUGCUCCCCUUCUCUUUUCUACCUGCGCCGGCCAUGUAACACAGUCGCGAUUACAUGACGCUAGUUGCACCAGGACCACCGUAGCCGUUCUAGGCGGCGGGAUGGCCGGUGUUACUGCUGCGCAAGCUUUAGCAAAUGCCUCGCUUCAUGAUUUUAUCAUUGUUGAGUAUCGGGAUACCCUUGGAGGUCGGGUCUGGCAUACCGAAUUCGGGCAGGGUCCGGAUGGGCAACCGUGGGUGAUCGAAUACGGCGCCAACUGGAAUAGGAGAGCUGACAGAGAGCAGAUCCAAGGAUUGGGGUCAGAAAACGCCGCAAACCCGGUCUGGACUCUGGCCAAAAAGUACGGUCUCAAAAAUACAUACUCCGAUUACGGUUCGAUCCUGACGUACAAUGAAACCGGAUAUACCGACUACAGCCAUCUUCUCGAUGAAUACAGCGCGGCCUCAGAAAGGGCAUCAGAGCGCGCCGGGAGUAUUCUCAACGAUAACAUCCAGGACAUGACUGCGCGGUCUGGCCUGGCGCUGGCAGGUUGGAGACCGCGCAGAGACGACAUGGCAGCACAGGCUGUGGAAUGGUGGAACUGGGAUUGGGAGGGCGCCUACACCCCCGAAACCAGCUCGUUUGUGUUUGGCGUCGCCUCGGAGAACUUGACCUUCAACCAGUUCGGUGACCAGAACAACCUCGUCCUUGACAGGCGAGGGUAUAGCGCCAUCAUUCAGGGCGAAGCCAGCACCUUCCUCCACCACAACGACUCCCGCCUGCGCCUCAAUACGCGAGUCGCCGACAUCGAGUACGGCCCCGGGGGCGUCAUCGUCCGCAAUAGCGACGGCUCCUGCAUCAGCGCCGCCAACGCAAUCUGCACCUUCUCGCUCGGCGUGCUGCAGAAUGACGCCGUCAACUUCACCCCGUCCCUCCCGGACUGGAAGCAGACCGCUAUCGCCAAAUUCAAUAUGGGCACCUACACCAAGAUCUUCAUGCAGUUCAACGAAACCUUCUGGCCCGACGACACCCAGUUCUUCCUCUAUGCCGACCCAACAACUCGCGGGUACUACCCUGUCUUUCAGUCCCUUUCAACAGACGGGUUUCUGCCAGGCUCGAACAUCAUCUUCGUGACCGUAGUCCAGGACCAGGCGUACCGUGCAGAGCGCCAGUCGGAUGAGCAAACAAAGCGAGAAGUCCUCGAGGUGCUCCAGAAGAUGUUCCCCGACAAACAUAUCCCCGACCCCAUCGCUUUCACAUACCCGCGCUGGUCCACGGAGCCCUGGGCCUACGGGAGCUACUCAAACUGGCCCGCGGGCACGACCCUGGAGAUGCACCAGAACCUGCGCGCGAACGUCGACCGGCUCUGGUUUGCAGGCGAGGCGAUGAGCGCGCAGUAUUUUGGGUUCCUGCAUGGCGCUUGGUUCGAGGGCCGCGAGGCAGGUAUGAAUAUUGCUGCAUUGCUGCACGACGAGUGCGUGAGCAUCUAUGACAUCGAAACAUGCGGUGCAAGGAAGCACUAUGAUGUCCUGCAUGGGACGACACCGGCUGCUGCGUAUUCGGUGGUGAAUGGGUGGACCGCGAAUAGUACAACUAUACAGGCCUAACUGGUGUCUAGGUAUAUUACAGCGUGAUAUAUAAUGAAUAGUUGAUAUGUACACUGAAUGUUAGUUAAAUACUACUUCACAAAGUAUAAGUUUUCUCUC